CCCGACCCAACCUACACUGCCACAGACACCCCGUCACCUAUCAGUGUCACAUGUCCAGGAGCUGCCUUGUCCAUUUGACUAAAUAUAUUAAGUUAAUUAACAGAUUUCAGCAGAAGUAGCAUUGAAUAUUUAAAUUUUACCAUAUUACAAUAAAAUGAUGGAUGAAAGACAGAACAAAGAAACUCUUCUGCUCUGUCUUCAAGAGCUCAAGGAGGCAGAAGAGACCCUAGUAGCAUACGCCGAAAAGGAGGUUAAGGCUUCAGUGAAAACAUUUGUGAGCAGUAAAAUAGGCAAGCUGUUCAGGUUGGCUAGUGUUUACAAAGAUAUUUUUGAAAGGCUUGGCAUACAGACAAAAGAUGAUUUUGAGGAAAAGAUCAAGCAUCAUUUCAGAUAUUCACCAUUAAGGGAGGCUUUUGAAGAAUGGCAAGAAGCUGAGAAUAAAUGGGAUGAUUUACUGAAAGAUGUGGACUCCCGCAUUGGCACAAAAGGGCCUCAUCCUUUAACUGAGGGUCAGCAAAUAUCAUUAAUGCAGAUGUUUAUUGAUGCCCGUACAGGAACCAGAAAGUGCCUUUAUGAUUUCUUUCACAAAGAAAAACCAUCUUCUGGAUCUGUUAUACAAGAAGCACCUAGUGAUGCAGGGAAUUCAGGUUUAUCAUCUUUCCUGCCAUUUCCAUCCUCUGUUGUGCUGGUAUUGUUAAGACAUUUUGCCUGACUACCAUGACGGCAGCAUCUUCAAGAGUUGAUAACAAAG
This is a messenger RNA of Pomacea canaliculata, 751 nucleotides long. RefSeq lists its product as uncharacterized. Lineage: Eukaryota; Metazoa; Mollusca; Gastropoda; Architaenioglossa; Ampullariidae. The record is from RefSeq and is a predicted model, not a curated record. Bases 155 to 712 code for a protein of 185 amino acids. The transcript has 6 exons.